AUGGGUCAAUUGAGAAAUCAAGCCAAGGAUUGGUGGGACAAUAAAAAGAAGGAAAUGGGAGCCGAAGCGGCAAGGGCCAUGACUUGGGAUGAGUUUAAGGAACUGUUCCUUAAACACCAUAGUCCCAAAGCAGUUAUCAACCGGAUCAAAGGGGAAUUUAUCCAGUUAAGACAAAAGGGAGAAUCAAUUGAUAAGAUUACGGGCAUCUUCAUGGAUAAGCUGAGAUUUUGUGACAAGUUAGUCACCACUGAAGAGCAGAAGAUAUACUAUUAUUACAACAUGCUGAGUGCUGAAUACCGGGAGUUUAUAACUCCCUCAAAAUAUGAAACUCUCACAGAAAUCAUCAACACCGCCCGGGAGCGGGAAAUCGAGUUAAAGAAGCAAGUUGAGAGGGGUGAGCGAAGGGCACAAGAUGUGAAUCCAAGCCCUACAAAGAAAGCUAGAACUGCUGAAUCGGGGAAGAAACUGGAGGCUAAAGGCGGGUCGCCAAGUUGCCAAGUAUGUGGAAAGGGGCACAAAGGUGAGUGUCGCUUCAAAGACAAACCGUGUCCGGUAUGUGGGAAGACGGGACACACUGUAUUGCUAUGUCCCAGAAAAGUUUCCGUUUGCUACAAAUGUUAUCAACCCGGCCACAAAAAGUCUGAAUGUCCCGAGUUGGUUGGAAAGAGAGACACAAAAGAGUCUCCAACAGAAGCUCCCAAAGCGAAGGCUAGGUCCUUCCAACUUACCGCGGCUGAAGCAAAAACAGAACCCGAUGUGGUCUCAGACGAAGAAACGACGCCGGAGUUUACAGAGACCACGACGGAGUCUCGUUUAUGA
This is a messenger RNA of Helianthus annuus (common sunflower), 819 nucleotides long. RefSeq lists its product as uncharacterized. Gene Ontology annotation, molecular function: zinc ion binding; nucleic acid binding. Bases 1 to 819 code for a protein of 272 amino acids. The record is from RefSeq and is a predicted model, not a curated record. The transcript has 2 exons. NCBI's taxonomy places the organism in Eukaryota, Viridiplantae, Streptophyta, Magnoliopsida, Asterales, Asteraceae.